GCCGGUAGUUUGUGGCUAGACGCCGCAAGAUCAGGAGGUUUAUGUUACACUCGCUCUUCUCCAAAGUAUCCAUUAUUUCUUACCCUAAUCUCAUUGAGUGUGAUAUCAUUAUUUUUUUUUCCUUCAAAUUCAGUGCCGUGACCUUCUUGAUCUGUGAUAAGGCAAAUUAAACAUUUUCCCCUUUUUGACAAUUACAAAAAUAGUUUUUAAUCUUUUCGAAAAAUUUAAUAAAUCGGGUCUUUAUUCAAGAGAAUUUGAACCGGAUAAGAAACUCGACCUUCACUUUCCUUGAGAAUUUCAAAAAGAAAAAUACUCAAGUUUUUUUUUUUUUUUAAUUUGAAAAAAGUUUCGGUUUUCAAAUGCUAGAAGCGUGGCAGCAGACUGUGGGAAGAAAAAGUGAUAAAAUUCCUAAUCUGGGAAGCUAGCUGAGAAGUCAUCUGUGUGUCACGUGAGACACAACCCUUGUGAGUUUAUUUAUCUUCUCGAAGCAGUGAAAAAUCAGAUUAGCUUCUAUAGAGGUUUAGAGAAUAAAUAAGAAGAAGGAAUUUUUUAAAAAAGGGGAUUUUUCAUUUAUUGGCAAAUGAAAUUGAUGAUAGGCUGAUGACGCCCACUUGGAUGAACGUCGUCGCCGUCAGAGAAGGAGAAGAAGAAAGUUCUCUCGGGAUUCUUAGAGCCAUAUCCGGCUGAUCCCAAAGCCAGCUGGUUUGCCAUUUUUGUCCCGAUCGGGUUCGAUCAGGUCGACUAUUUGUGUGUAUACAACCGAUCGUCCUCCUUGUGAACUCUUAUCUUCUCAGAACUUGUGCCGGAAUCGAAAACAUUGAGGAUAUAGCGCACAACAAAUAUUUCACGAUGAAGAAAUAACAACUUGAAAGGGUAAAAAAUGAAAAAUAAGUCACAGAGGGCCAGAAGCCGGCAGGAUGUCUUUGGCGAGUGAAUGGAGCAACUGUCCAAGGACUUCAAAUUUUUAAUCACCUACAAUUUUCGGUGGUUAAGCAAAUGAUUCAGCGUGUCUGGACGGAAGUAACAAGACUGACAUUGAGGAUGCUACAAAGUUGCAUCAGCGGAAGAUCAUCAAGAUGUGUCCGCAGAGCUUUGGUCUUUGCCUUUGCAUGGGGCCUCGUUAUGAUAGCCACUCUGCAAUUCCGUUACGCUGAAAACAGUAUUUUACACGUGAACAAUGUCAUUGACAGCGAGGGCGUGACUGUUAAUAAUUUUAAACAAGAACAACAAUCAGGUCAGAAUCCAAAAGUAUCAAAUUUUUUCCUAAAACUCUUCUCAGUUAUGAAAUUCGGCAAUUAUCGAGAUAAUUCCACAUCUGGCUCAGGCUACACACUCCUCAAUCAGGAACGAACUUUGGUCACGAAAAUGCCAUUCAAUUUGGAUCCACUUCUCGACAAACGACCAUUAAAAUCCGAAGACGAACUCAUUCAAGACAUCGAGGAUCGUUUGCCUAGCCUCCCGGUGGCCUACUGGAAUAAAAAUAGUAAAUUUCUAACCAGUCAGAGUAGCAGUAAAGCGGCGAAGACAACGAAUAAAAGUGCUUGUGUUGCCAAGUAUCCUAGUAUUUAUGACUUAGAAUUUAAUAACAUUUACUGGCAAUCACUGAGGACUAGUAAUGGGACUUUUCAAUUGUUUGGCGCCUAUUACGAUGUGAGGAAGUUGUCGAAAAUCGGACCCGCCAUCAGGAUGGUUGGGAUGAUUGAUAGAAUUGCGCCUACAAUCAAGACUUAUUGUCAGUUGUGGUAUGACGGCGAGCGAGAACCUAAGGUUGUUGAAAUUCUAGAGUAUAAGUAUAUCUGGUUUCCCAAGUGGGGUAAUUAUAAGCAGGGUAUCUAUCAGCCUUACGUGAUCGCUUGUAGGAUACCGCAGACUCACUGGCAAAAAGGUCCGCCAGCUUCCGUGUCUUUGGUGGAGAAGGUCUGCGAUACUGCUUCCAAUAAUCUUAGGGUGAUUUAUAAUAAGCCAGAAAAGAAGAAAGAUUUUGCUGUUUGCGUUAAGGGACUGGACUUUCUUCAUGAAGAUUUAUCUGUUCGACUCGUUGAGUGGAUCGAACUCAUUGGACUUCUCGGAGCGGAUAAAAUCUUCUUCUACGAACUGCAAGUUCAUCCAAACGUCACAAAAGUUCUCAAUCACUAUCAAAAAUUAGGAAAAGUGCACGUGACGCCUAUAACACUUCCUGGCGGUCAGCCGAAUAUGCCAAUUUUCCAACACAUGUACUUGACUAAGAAGACUAAUCAUAAACGGCAAAACGAACUAAUUCCUUACAAUGAUUGUCUAUAUAAACACAUGUAUGAGUAUGAAUACAUUGUUCUCUUGGAUGUUGAUGAAGUGAUAAUGCCACUUCAGGAUGCAACGUGGCAAGAUUUGAUGAAAAAUCGUGUUCUACCGAAAGCAUUCAAAUUAAAGAACGAAACGCGAGCUUCCUAUAAUGUUCGAAAUGUUUACUUCCUAGACGAUCUUCUUCAUUCACAUGGUUCAUUUAAGGACAUUCCAAAGUACAUGCACAUGUUGCAACAUGUUUACAGGUCCAAGAACUUCACAAAGCCUAAUCAAUACAUCAAGUGUUUUCAUAAUCCAGAAAGAGUGGUUACGCUUCAUAAUCAUUUUCCUCUGGCCUGCUUAGGGGCUGGAUGUACUAGUUAUCCAAUUGAGACUGAAGAUGCUCAGUUGCAGCAUUACAGAGCAGACUGUGUUAAGUCGUUGAAGAAAUCGUGUGUCGAAUAUAGAGAAAAUAGUGUAAUGGACACAACAAUUUGGAUGUACAAGGACAAGUUAAUUUCAAGAAUGACCAAUACCUUGAAAACUUUAGGCUUUUUUGGACUCAGUUAAAUUAUAAUCGAUUUCUUUUUUCUUCUUUUAAUGCCAAUUGUAUAAAAACUUGUCGCUAUUAUAAUUAAACAAAUUUUGCUCAUUUUUUUAAUUUUUUUUUUCGAGAAUAAAAAUGAAACACUUAAGUCCGCAAUGUUUUUAAUAACAAAAUUUUAUUUUUUAAAUUUAUCUCUAUUUUCAAUUAAUUCAAUUAAUUAAAAUUCAAUUAAUGUAAUUAAUAAAAAAAUUUCAAUUAAUUCUAUUAAUUGAAUUAAUUAUUACUCAAAAGACAAUGCUCAAAAAGAACGUAAAUUUGUAGCGCAAAUAAAAUCGUUGCAUUAUUUUAUAGUUUUUAGAAACAUUGCGGACUUGGUCCUCAGGAAGAAAAGUUCUUUCUCAUUCGAAGAAUGUAGUUAAGUUAAAGAAAAAGGAAAAGAGAAGAAAAAAUCUCUUACAUUUGUAUACAAUACGUAAUAAUGUUUCUACGAAUUCUAAAACCUUUUUCUUUCCAACUGUUGUACUCGUGCAUAAUUUUGUUAAUCGCCAAAGGGUGAUGUGCUCAAUAAUUGUUUUCAUAAUUGAAUACGAAACAAAACGGUAUAUCAAUUCAAUUAAUUAUUAAAAAUGUAUUAUUUUUUUAAAUCUGUAUAUAUUUCUCCGAGCGUAAAAAUGUUGCGCUCACUAUUUAUAAUGAAAAUUUAAACUUAAUGGAAAAACUUUUUUAUAUUACAAGAAAAAUAGUUUAUAAAAAGUUUAAAUAUUGUUCUUACGUUAUAAAAUUGGAAUUUUUAAAUUAGAAGAAGCUGAAUGACGUAUAAAAUAAAUUUAUGUAAGAACUUAUUUAAUUAUAAACUUUAUACUCUGUAUAAACUAUAUAAGACUCACUUUUUAUUCUUUAUGGAAAGUCUCUUUCAUUUUUUUUUUUUUAAGGAACAAUUUUCUGUCUCCUCGAUUUUCUGUUAUGUUCAUGGUGAAACUUGAUCGCUUUUGUGUGUGAUUUAUUAUUAUUGUAUCCGAUAUUAAUUUUUAAGUUUAAUAAGCGAACAUUGUUACACCAUGAAUUCCCUGUACGCUUUCAUCGACUUUAUUGUCAUUUUCAUUAUAAAAAUUAAGUUUGUUGCUUUUAUGUUUAUGUAAAUAAAUACGUAAUUAAUUAAAAAGAACUCUUUAAUUUUCAUUCCUUAAAAUCAGAAAACGAAACUAAAAACAACUCUUACUUUUUUAAUUUUCUAAAUGAAAUGGAAAAAAUUGUUUGGAUUCGCAAAAAUAAAACACAUAAUUAAAAGAUGAUUCGUAUGACUUUAUUUUUAUUUUUUUUUUGUCAUUUUUUUCGUCUUUAUCACCUUCUCUUUUAUCAAUUCUCUUCUCCUCUCUCGCUCUUUAAAAAAGUAACGAAAAUCUCGCUCUUCUCUCUUAGUGUAUAACUUUUACAGACGCCAAUAAUUCAUUCGCUUUUUUUUCUUUUGUAAUUCUGAAUCCCUUUUCAAACACGCAAUGCUCUCGCAUACUCUGAAAAAAUAAUGCACGAAGUAAAGAGAAAAAGAAUUAUAUAUGUGUACGUGUAUAAUUUACCGCUCUCUGUCUAGUCGGAAAAUUCAUUGUAAAAACUAUCGAUGACAAUGACAAUUUAGAAUCGAUCAUGACAAAAAUAUUGUAUAAAGAAGAAUAUAAAUAUUUUUAAAUGUAAUCAAAAAGGAACAAAAAUACUUAUUUUUAGAGAUGAGAGUGAAAUAUAUUUAAUUAUUAUUUAACUAUUAGAUAAAACGGAAAUUUUUCAUGAUCGAUUUCUUACAAUUGAGACACCGAGGGAAAUGUUUCUCACGUUGUUAUUGCACCCGGUGUCUAUUUUUUUUUUAAUAAUUUAGCGAGCGGUAGCUUAAUCUAUAAAAAAGGACUUUUUUUCUUCUUUCUCUUAGAAGCUAAUAGUUAAUUUUUUAGUACUCUUCUAUCAUCUUACACACGAUUCACAAACAUUCUUCCAUAACUCUCGCACCAAUCACUCGCGGAUAAACCGCUAACAAGGUGAUAAUUAUGGCCAUUUUUAUAUUCUGCCUUAUUUUCAUUUCAUAUUUCAUACUUCGUUCAUAAUCUCACACUUCAUUCAUUAAAAAAAAAUAAACGAUCGUUUAUUGAAAGUGGUACACUCUCGAUAAUAUUAUCGUAAAAUUUUUUUUUUUGUAUUUUCGAGCCUGCGAAUGUGGAGGAAAACAAGUAACGAUUCUUUCAAGAGUGUACAUUUUUUUUUUAAAUCGAUUUGUCGCUGAAAAAACGAUCGUUAAAAACGGAUUUUUAAAAUUUCGAGAAGCGCUAAAUAUGGCUUUGUUUUGUAACUUCUCAUUCUUUCAACUUUAGACAUUGCUUUUCUCGUUUUAAUAUAUGUCGUAAGGAUUUGUUUUUAUAUACACGAAGUUUACAAGUGUAGCUUUAUUCAGUCGUUGAAUUGUCGAAAAAAAUGCACUUAUCGUCUCUGAAUUACUGUCUGGAUUUGUUUUUUUUCAAUAACUCUAUUUUUUUUUUUUAGUCUUUUCUAUACUUUUCUUUCACAUGUAAAAACAUCUUAUUAAAACUCAGGAGAAAAAAAACAAUAUCCAGACAAAAAUUCGAGUUAUUCUAAUUCAUAAAAUGCGUUACUGACAUUCCACUACGUUCGAAUGUUUAUCAAUUAUAUAUUAUGAGAAAAGCCUAAUCUCAACUCAACGACUGACUCAAGCUACGUUUUGGACGCCUAUCGCCUACAAAUUCGUUAAGAUUCCUCGUGUUUAUUUUUCUCCAAGGGAAGAAAGAUCUCAAAGAAUAUUAAACACGAGAGUCUCACGUAAAAAGUUUUGUUUCCUGUUCUUUGACUCUUUGAACAGAACAAAAGCAGGUUAAGAAUUGGCGCAUUUUAAUUCUUUCUGCCCUGAGUGAAACAACUCCCAAGGUCGCGACAACUGUUUAUAAGCGGACCCAAA
Messenger RNA from Leptopilina heterotoma, 5759 nucleotides. RefSeq lists its product as uncharacterized. Bases 997 to 2829 code for a protein of 610 amino acids. The transcript has 4 exons. The record is from RefSeq and is a predicted model, not a curated record. NCBI's taxonomy places the organism in Eukaryota, Metazoa, Arthropoda, Insecta, Hymenoptera, Figitidae.